CUUCGCUGCAUUUCCAUUUUUCCAAAGCCAAAAUCCAACGCCGAGAUGACUUCUCUCCGAACCGUAACCGUUCAAAACCCUUCCAUUUCUCUCUCUUCCAGAGCCCGUCUCCCCUCCGCAUUUUCCUCCUCCACCAAUCUCCGUUUCUCCCCCGCGGCAGCGCCCCACCGACGGCUCAUCACUGUCGCCGCCUCCAACAAAUCGGCAGUUCUCGUUGACGAAAGACCUGGAGAAGCUGGGAUCGCCGCCUCCAACAAACCGACAGUACUCGUCGCCGAAAAACUAGGACAAGCUGGUAUUGCUCUUCUCAGUAAACUCGCUAACGUCGUAUGCGAGUACAACCUCUCCCCGGAGGAGCUCUGUGCCAAGAUCUCGCUCUGUGAUGCCUUGAUCGUGAGGAGCGGCACCAAGGUCACUCGUGAGGUGUUCGAAGCGUCUAAAGGAAGGCUCAAGGUCGUUGGAAGAGCUGGUGUGGGGAUUGACAAUGUGGAUCUAGCGGCUGCUACCGAGUUUGGUUGCUUGGUGGUCAAUGCUCCCACCGCCAAUACGGUUGCGGCUGCUGAGCACGGGAUCGCGCUCUUGGCUGCCAUGGCCAGGAACGUGGCCCAGGCUGAUGCUUCAAUAAAGGCUGGGAAGUGGCAGCGGAACAAAUAUGUUGGUGUGUCCCUUGUUGGUAAGACACUUGCUGUGAUGGGAUUUGGAAAGGUUGGAUCCGAAGUUGCUCGACGAGCCAAGGGACUUGGUAUGCAUGUGGUUGCCCAUGAUCCAUAUGCCCCUGCUGAUCGUGCCCGUGCAAUAGGUGUAGAUCUUGUCAGCUUUGAAGAAGCCUUAUCCACUGCAGAUUUCAUCUCUUUGCACAUGCCUCUCACUCCAGCUACAUCAAAGGUCCUUAAUGACGAAACUUUUGCAAAGAUGAAGAAAGGAGUUCGCAUUGUAAAUGUAGCCCGUGGGGGGGUGAUUGAUGAAGAGGCUCUAGUGAGGGCACUGGAUUCUGGAAUUGUGGCUCAGGCAGCACUUGAUGUCUUCACUGAGGAACCACCUCCAACGGACAGUAAGUUGGUGCAGCAUGAGAGGGUUACUGUCACUCCACAUCUUGGUGCAAGUACCGUGGAGGCUCAGGAAGGAGUGGCUAUUGAAAUUGCUGAAGCUGUUGUUGGAGCCUUGAAUGGGGAGCUUGCUGCUACAGCAGUUAAUGCACCAAUGGUUCCUGCUGAGGUUCUAACAGAGCUGAAGCCAUUUGUUGAACUUGCUGAGAAACUUGGAAGGCUGGCUGUCCAAUUGGUAGCAGGAGGAAGUGGUGUGAAGACUGUGAAAGUUUCAUAUGCUUCCUCAAGAGCCCCUGAUGACCUUGACACAAGGUUGCUUCGUGCAAUGAUCACAAAGGGUCUGAUUGAGCCCAUAUCCAGUGUUUUUGUGAACUUGGUCAAUGCCGAUUAUACUGCUAAACAGAGAGGACUAAGGAUAACAGAAGAACGAAUCAUCCUUGAUGGUUCACCUGAGAAUCCACUUGAGUCCAUCCAAGUUCAGAUUGCUAAUGUAGAGUCAAAAUUUGCUAGUGCCUUGUCAGACUCUGGGGAGAUCAAGGUUGAGGGACGGGUGAAGGAUGGAGUUCCAUAUCUGAGCAAGGUUGGAUCGUUUGAGGUGGAUGUCAGCUUGGAAGGUAGUAUUAUACUCUGCAGACAGGUUGAUCAACCUGGUAUGAUUGGGAAGGUAGGAAACGCUUUGGGAGAGGAGAAUGUUAAUGUUAGCUUCAUGACUGUUGGGAGGAUCGCUCCUAGGAAGCAAGCUGUGAUGGCCAUAGGAGUGGAUGAGCCACCGAGCAAGCAAGCUCUGAAGAGGAUUGGUGAUAUUCCAGCCAUUGAAGAGUUUGUUUUCCUCAAGUUGUAGGUGGCUUUAUCAUUACCAUGUCAUUUACCUAUUUGAAUAUGUAUUGUCAUCGUAUUGUAUCCCCCAGUUUUGUAAUAUUCAUUUGACCGCUGCCUGGGAGCUUUAGGGAAGGAAAGGGAAUAAAUAAUUUACGAGUUU
Messenger RNA from Rubroshorea leprosula, 2025 nucleotides. Lineage: Eukaryota; Viridiplantae; Streptophyta; Magnoliopsida; Malvales; Dipterocarpaceae. The record is from the annotation of a GenBank genome assembly.